Molecule: messenger RNA, 936 nt
Organism: Penicillium psychrosexuale
Lineage: Eukaryota; Fungi; Ascomycota; Eurotiomycetes; Eurotiales; Aspergillaceae
Exons: 1
Coding region: 1-936 (311 amino acids)
Source: RefSeq, a predicted model, not a curated record
AUGGAUUCUGGAAUAUUUCGGCGUGAGAAUGAAGGCGGGCAGGAAGCUGAGGAGGAAAGUGCGAUGCCAAUGUCCGAACUACCUCGCGAUUUCCUCAUCGAGCCUCAACCCACAGAAGCGGACUUUCAAAUUCCUGAUGAUGCUGAACGUUUGACUCGACCAAAGAAGCCUCAGACAAUCAAGAAGAUUGGAGAGAUCGCAAGCAAGCUCGAAACGAAUCCGAAUGCAACACAGUACCUUCUUCUCACUGACGUGAGUGUUUCACUACGCAAAUAUCUUCUAAACGAAAGGAUCCGUGGACUGCGAUUCACUUUCGACGAUCGCAAGAUACUACUGAGAAUUAUGCCCAGCGGACAGCACGAAUGUGUGAUUGGCCAGUUCACCUUAUCAUUUGGGGAUGCAAUGACUGCGGCUGGCUUACCGAGUUCGGGGGAGCGCUGGUUGGCGACUAAUGCUAGAGAGUUGGCGGGGCUCAACUGUUCAAAGCAACCUGAUUUCAGCAUAAUACCGAGGUCCCAUCCAAACUCUACGUUCGUUAGCAAAUGGCCAUCACUUGUGGUUGAAGUCGGCAUGUCGCAGUCAAAAAAUUCUCUCCGAAACGAUGCACAAUGGUGGUAUUCAAACUCCAACUACCAUACUCGAUUGAUACUGCUCUUCAAAGUUCACAAAGGAACCCCCUUUAGGGUGGAUGUCGAACUAUGGUCAGCGCCUAUCGUUCCACAAAGCCGAGUUACACGCCAGGGUGGUAAGCCUUUACUUUCGCUUACGCAGGAAUUACGAGUUACCCAAGAUGCCGUCACACUAGUAAAGGGCUCGAGUCCAGACAUCAAACUAGAUUACAAGUUGCUUAUGCGUGAAAAUGGGCAAGGAGACAUUACCAUUACCCAAAAAAUGCUGCAGCGAGCUUGUCAAGACGUUCGAGAACUUGAUGCAUAA